This is a messenger RNA of Oncorhynchus tshawytscha (Chinook salmon), 7293 nucleotides long. Its product is annotated as collagen alpha-1(I) chain. Lineage: Eukaryota; Metazoa; Chordata; Actinopteri; Salmoniformes; Salmonidae. The coding region runs from base 1756 to 6567 and encodes 1603 amino acids. The record is from RefSeq and is a predicted model, not a curated record. Gene Ontology annotation, molecular function: extracellular matrix structural constituent. The transcript is spliced from 63 exons.
GAGUCUUCAUUCAGAGUUUAGAACACCAAUAUAUGUGGCGUGUAAAUCGUUGGUUGAGUUUGGGUGUUUGUGUCCCUCAUCGAGCAAACAUCAACACCCGCACACAGAGACAUGCAAGCAUAAACAUACACAUGCUCACAUGCAAGCACACACACACACAUACACACAUACACACCCUUGGAGACACCUGUUUACAUAGGUUGUCUGAGGGGGAAGUUGGGCAUGAUCAGAAUCUGUAAAGCAAGUAGGCAGGUCUAAGGUAUGUGCUAUAAUAUGAGUGUGUGGGUGGGUCAUAAACUGGAUGUAGGAUUAAAGAUAAACAUUGUCCUGUGUAAGAUGUGUGUCAGUGUGUAUCCGGAAAGUGUGUGGGACUGUGUGUGUGUAUGAUUUGUGUUGGACCAGCCUCUCCUCCUCCUCAAUGAGUGUGUGACUGUGUGAAACCACUAGGAGAAGCGAGACCCAUGUUUCCUGCAGUCAUGCACUACAAUGUUGGAUGGCAUUUGGUUCUUGGGUGCCUUCUACUUGAACUACUUGGACCCUGUGUGGGGGGAAAAAGGAUACCAAAGACAAAGAGGGAGAAGGUAGGGCCUCAUCUACAAACAGAUGUUUAUAUUGGGUUUAUGUGGAGUGAUUAUGCUGCAUUGAUGUAUAGUAUGCAUUCAUGUAGUGCCCUUUUGUAGGUUCUCAAUAUGGCAAGCCUACAGGGCCGUAGAUUUGUAUGUCCUAGAUAGGAUAUGUUCAGUAACAUUGAGAUGUGAGGGAACAUUUACAUACUAUAAACAUUAGGCUACAGGGCCAUAGAUGUUUAUUUCCUAGAUAGGGCGUGUUCAGUAACAUUGGGAUGGGAGAGAACAUUUACGUACUAUAAACAUUAGGCUACAGGCCCAUAGAUGUUUAUUUCCUAGAUAGGGCAUGUUCAGUAACAUUGGGAUGUGAGGGAAACAUACACAUACAGUAUUGAACACAAUAGCAUCACUGUUAAAGAGGGCUUGAUCAUGUUUUAAUUGAGUUCAGUUUCAUGUUAAUUACUGUGCAACGGUUUGGCUUGAUAAUAGGUUGUGUUUAAGUGUGUGUUUAAUGUUUGUGUGUGUGUGUGAUUAACACACUUACUCAUUUUCUCUUGAAUGCUGCUUGUGGUUUUGAAGUUUCAGAUCUAAGAUGUUCACAGGGUUUUUUGUUGUUUAGCUCAGAAAACCAUCAUCAGUGAGCUGUAUUAACCUAAAGUACCCCUUUGGUUGAGAUAAAGUUCACCAUUACAACACUGUGUACUGGGGAGAUUAGUUCAUCCUUGGCAGGUUCCAUUUCAUUGCACUAUGCACUGGAACAUGCAUGUUUGGCUUUAGGGAAGGUUGUGCAGCUGUUUUACCAAUGAAAUAUCAAUGUUCACCCUCACAUGCAUACACUCUCAGACACACACACACACUCAAACACACACACACACACACACACACACACACACACACACACACACACACACUUGGAGACACCUGUUUACAUAGAUUGCCUGAGGGAGAAAUUGGGCAGGAUCAGAAUCUGUAAAGCAAGUAGGCAGGUCUAAGGUAUGUGCUAUAAUAUGAGUGUGUGGGUGGGUCAUACACUGGAUGUAGGAUUAAAGAUAAACAUUGUCCUGUGUAAGAUGUGUGUCAGUGUGUUGGUGUGUACAGUACCUAGAAAGUGCGUGGGACUGUGGGCGUGUCUGCAUUGUGUUAGACUAGUGUCCUCCUCAGUGGGUGUGUGUGUGUGACUGGGGGUAUUAUGAAACCACUAGGAGCAGAGAGACCCAUGUUUCCUGCAGUCAUGCACUACCAUGUUGGAUGGCACUUGGUUCUUGGGUGCCUGCUACUUGAACUACUUGGACCCUGUGUGGGGGGGGAAAGGAUACCAAAGACAAAGAGGAAGACGGAUGUGUUUGGGCAGACUGGGAGUCAGCGUGGGGACGGGACAUGGGGUCCCCACCAGAAAGGUAUGGUGGGACGAGGAGACGUCUUUGUGGUGGACGAAGACACAGACCUGGCUGAUCCAAAUCUUCACGGGGGACACCUUAAUCCUCAGUGGAAACCGAGCAGGCAGGGCCCUAAGGACAGCCAUGAGGGCAAGCCUGAGCCCUCCUCCAAACUCCUGGACGAGAACAUCACCACGGACAAGAAGACGGCAGACUCUGGAGGGAAGGGCAUUGGCCUGUUUCCCGGGAAACCCUCGGAUGACAUCAUUAUUGAUUUGGAUCCUGUGUCUUCCUCGAAGAAGCCUUCCAUUGUUAAGACUCCAAUAAAGACCCCCCUGGACCCGGAGCACCCAGACUUUAACCUGUUGAGGCAGGAGGUGGAGGGGCCCCAGACCCCCUCACAGACCGCCCUCGCCCCCACCUCAGUGCCCCCUGCCACCCCUAUAGAAGCUGUCACUGAGGAGAGGAGACCCACCACACACAUCCCCACCCAACCUGACCCAAACCCUGACUGUGCUAUCACUGUGGAAGGAGGACCAGAGCGCUCAGGCACUGUGACCAUCGUAUCCAGAGAAGGGGACCUGGUUCUGGGCUCUGAUGGCCAGAUGUAUAGGGUCCAGAGAGGGCCCCCAGGCAGAAUGGGGCCCCCUGGAAAGGAGGGUUUUGCUGGCUUGCGUGGGUUCAAAGGUGACAAGGGCCAGCUGGGGUCUGAGGGGCGUGCAGGGCGACAGGGGGAUCCAGGCCCCCCCGGCCCACCUGGCCUGCCCUCUUUCUACCUGUGGAAGAACACUGUUGAGGAGUGGGCUACUUUUCAGCAAACCUCUUUCUACCAGUUGCUCAGCGCUGGCUGGCCUAGGGAGCAGGGACCCCCAGGACCAGCUGGGGAGAUGGGGAAGCCAGGCCCACAGGGGCCAACAGGUGAUCCUGGCCAACGAGGGCCUCCAGGAGUAAUGGGAGAAAUGGGUGAGCCGGGGCCAAAUGGCGUGACGGGCAGAGCAGGGCUCCAUGGGAAAGAUGGAGCGAAUGGGCAGGACGGUCAGCCUGGGACGCUGGGUGAUCCCGGGCGACAGGGACCCUUCGGGUACAGGGGAGACGGCGGUUCCAAGGGAGAAAAGGGGGAGGAGGGCCUUAUUGGAGAAAAGGGUCGAAGAGGCCGAAUGGGAGAACCAGGCGAGAAGGGCUCCAUUGGUUUACCAGGCCGUCGGAGUUUUGUUGGUCCACGUGGACCUCAGGGAGUCAGUGGGGCCACUGGCCCAGAGGGGCUCCCCGGCCCUGAUGGGGAGGCUGGGUUUGAUGGGCCUCCAGGGACUCCUGGGUCAAUGGGAGCCGCUGGUUUCACAGGCUCUGUCGGCGCUCAGGGAGUUAACGGCUCAAAGGGAGAGUUGGGCCUUGUUGGAGUUGUUGGCCCCAGAGGCCCGCAGGGGCCCCAGGGUUUAGAUGGUGAGAGUGGGCCUCCAGGUCUCAGGGGAAUUCAGGGACAGCUUGGGAUGAGUGGUGCCGCUGGUCCGAAAGGUGACCCUGGACCAAUGGGGAUGAUGGGUAUCCGGGGUGAGCUAGGGUUCGAGGGGCCCAUGGGCCCACUGGGAAUACCAGGUCCAAUGGGUUUCCCUGGUAUUACUGGAAAAAGAGGACCAGACGGGGAUAAGGGAGACCCUGGACCAAAGGGGGAGAGAGGUGUUCAGGGUGCUUCGGGUAUCCAAGGGCCUCAGGGAGAGAGGGGUCCCAGUGGCCCCCCUGGCUUUAUAGGGCUCAAAGGUCAAUCUGGCACUAAAGGCAUUGAGGGGGAGAAUGGAGAAACUGGCCCUCAGGGAAAACUGGGCAGAGAGGGGCUGAAGGGGAAUAGAGGGACAGCUUGGCGCAACGGCAAGCCUGGACACAGAGGGAACAAGGGUCGCGUGGGUCAGAGAGGGAAUGUUGGCCAGCCUGGUCAACCGGGCUUGCCAGGCCCUCCCGGGACAGAGGGACCAGAAGGAAAGCCUGGUACACAGGGUCUCUCAGGUUCGGUGGCAAUAGCUGGCAGUAAAGGCCUAAAGGGAUUCCAGGGCAUUGCUGGAGAGCCAGGUCCAGAGGGCCCCUCAGGACCUCCGGGCACACCUGGACGGAUAGGACCAACAGGUAUCCCUGGGCCGCUGGGAGAGAGGGGCUUCACUGGGAAGGAAGGUGUGGAGGGCCCACAGGGCUCAGUAGGCACGUAUGGUUUCCCGGGUAACGUGGGAAUGCGUGGUACAACUGGUCACAUGGGAGAGAGGGGAGAGACAGGUGUGAGAGGCCUGCCUGGUCCUUCUGGGAAGCCUGGACCUCCAGGUUUAUCAGGACCUCCUGGGGAGAGAGGCCCUCCAGGACCUCAGGGUCGGCUGGGGGAUCUGGGACCCACAGGGUCAGAGGGCCUACAGGGACCCCCGGGUCUGCAGGGUUCAGAUGGAGGGACAGGGAAGCCGGGGCCCAGGGGAAGCAGAGGGCCUCUGGGGACACAAGGUCCUGACGGACCAGCAGGAACCCCAGGAAUUUCAGGUGCUGGUGGACUCAUAGGACCAGCAGGGGAAAGAGGAGAAAUGGGUAUGCUGGGACCUCCUGGUGAUCUUGGUCCUUCGGGACUGGAUGGGGAACAGGGUAGUCCUGGCCAAUCAGGGUUAGAGGGGCCACCAGGAACGAAAGGGGAACAGGGGGACCUAGGGCCUUGUGGGAAGUUUGGUCCUCCAGGGCAGCCUGGAGAUCGAGGUCUACAGGGGCUCAAAGGGUUGCAAGGCUCUCAUGGACAAAUAGGAAAAGAGGGUGAUGUCGGACCUACUGGCGAUGCUGGUGGUCCAGGUUUCAAAGGGGAGAAGGGUGAUGUGGGACCUCUGGGGCCAACAGGGCGGAAUGGUCCAUGGGGGGCGCUGGGGGAGAAUGGGGAGAAGGGACCAAAAGGAGAAAAGGCCCACAUCGGACUAAUGGGUCAGCCAGGAUUUAUGGGAGAAAUAGGACCUGCAGGCUUGUCAGGGCUACAGGGUAUCAUGGGCCCCAGGGGGCCUCCAGGGCCAGAUGGACCUGAAGGAGAGAAGGGCCAGUCUGGGUCUGGCGGAACCAUCGGACAACCUGGCAGAACAGGGCCUCCGGGGGUGGCUGGAGUCUCAGGGGUCAGAGGUGAUCCGGGGAAGCCAGGAGCACAGGGUCCAGUUGGGAAGGUUGGGCCUGAGGGAGACUUGGGCCAUAAAGGUGAGCCAGGGCCAGACGGAGAAAAAGGGGAGCCAGGGGGAUCAAGCGAGCCAGGAGAACAGGGGCUCGACGGUCUGCCGGGCAUCAGAGGGCCACCAGCACUUCCUGGUUUAGAGGGGCCACAGGGUGAGGUGGGAGCCCAGGGGCCAGAAGGUCCCCUUGGGGUGCUGGGUGUCAGGGGAAGCCAAGGACCUGAGGGACAACAGGGACUGAAAGGAGAGAAGGGAGAUGACGGCAGAGAUGGAUCACCUGGAAAGACAGGUCACAUCGGAAGGAGGGGCAAAAGAGGCAAGCCUGGAAUCAGGGGCGCAAGAGGAGAGAGGGGACCAAAGGGGAAAAGGGGAAAUGUGGGAUUGAUUGGUCCUCCAGGAUGGCCAGGGUCUAUAGGAAUCCCAGGCUCGCGAGGAGACGGAGGGCAUCAGGGUGACAAAGGGAGCAAGGGAGAGAAAGGGGACAUAGGGCCGCUCGGUCCGCCAGGGGGUGAUGGCCUAAAGGGUAGUCAGGGUCCUGUUGGGGUGCCAGGACAGACAGGCCCAAAGGGAGAUCAGGGGCAUAUUGGACCUUCUGGGCCAAGAGGAACACCUGGGAUGCCAGGACUACCUGGUUUGUUUGGAGAAAAGGGUUUGAAAGGAUUUGAGGGAUAUCCUGGGCAACCUGGUAAGAGGGGCCUGCCGGGGGCACCUGGACUCCCAGGACUUCCAGGUCCUUCAGUGAAUCUGACCCUCACUCAACUCAAGGACCUGAUGUAUCUGUCAGACAAGCCCAACUACCCCCUGCUCCAGACCCUGCUGGACUCUCUACACCAGGACCUGAGGCUGCUGAUGGACCCCCCUGACGGCAGCAAGGAGCACCCUGCCACCACCUGCCUGGAGCUGUGGCUCUGCCACCCCGAUUACACCAGUGGGAUGUAUUACAUUGAUCCUAACCAGGGCAGCCCUGCUGAUGCUCUCCUGGCCUACUGCAACUUCUCUGGUACAGCCGCACACACCUGCCUUCACCCCAGAGACGCCCAGAUGCCCACGAAGGCCUGGCUUAUGGAUUCAGAGACAGACAGCUCGUUCCAAUGGCUCAGCAAACAGGAACAAGGAUUUCAGUUCUAUUAUCCAGGGGCCAAUGUGGUCCAGAUGCGGUUCCUGAGGUUGCAGAGUUGGAGAGCCUUGCAGAAGAUCACCUACACCUGCCACCCGGGACACAGACUGGGUCACACAGACAGAAAGGUCAAGUUCCUGACAGACACAAGGAGACAGAGUUACUUAGGAGCUCUUAACGACUGCAUUCCGGGAGAUGAGGUGGACUCGCAGGAGCCGCGGGAGUUUGUGUUUGAAUUUGAGGACCUCAACUUGCUUCCUGUGAGAGAUGUGGCUGUGUUCGGGGGCGGAAAUGUCACGCGCGAGUUUGGCUUCACCAUCGGGCCCGUGUGUUUCAGCUAGAGAGGGAGACAUGGGGCCCAUAGGCUCAUUUCCCACCCCCUUGGACUCACCGAGGGAGGAUAAGAGACUGUGUUCAGGACCCCAAGACAGCUGGAGAACAAGACAAAGGGAAUCAAUCUCUCUGGCAUUUUGUGAGGGCAUCACUCCUCUUUCCAUUUGAUAUUUUUGGUGGAGAUCAAUCAAUUCUCUAAUUGACUGGCUCCACAUAAAUUACUCUUUGAGCGUGCAUCAAUUUCCAAAGUUCUUUCGGACAAUUGUGUUUUCGUUUACAGAGACGUUUAUCAUGUAAUGAAUAAUUUAUAUAAUGUUGUUUUGAUUUCUAUAUAAAAUGGUUAUUUUUUAUCUUUUUCCAUUUGUUUUCACAGCAACAGUUUAUUAUGCUGUAAAGCUUUCCAUAAUAGCCAACGACCUAUUUUGUAUAUGAACAGUCCUAUGCCCUAAUGGUCUGUUUUGUGUCCGAUGCAGUGGAUUCAACCUCUCACCAAUUUGUUCCAUUUGGACACAGCUAACGUUGUCCUAUAGAUCAUCACUGACCUUCCCAAAGGUGCUCACUGACAAACCACUGCUUGUACUUCAGGCGCCAAGGAACUCGCUUUUGCGUUGUUUAACUUGUUUCUUUAGAUUAGAUAAUGACCAACCUGUUCUAAAACCCUGAUCUCUUGCAAUUAACUGAUUCCCUCCCUGUUGGCAGUGACGGAGGCAAAAAAAUAAUAAUGAUUUCAGCCA